Molecule: messenger RNA, 2574 nt
Organism: Fusarium coffeatum
Lineage: Eukaryota; Fungi; Ascomycota; Sordariomycetes; Hypocreales; Nectriaceae
Exons: 1
Coding region: 1-2574 (857 amino acids)
Biological process (GO): DNA damage checkpoint signaling; DNA repair; mitotic DNA replication checkpoint signaling
Molecular function (GO): chromatin binding
Source: RefSeq, a predicted model, not a curated record
AUGGCUCCGCCCGCGAAGCGCCGCCGGCGCAAUGUCGUUGAAGCUUCAGACGAUGAAGACGAACAACCCCGUGCAAACACCCUGAACAAAUUCCUGAUCUCCUCACCGAGCUCUCCUACGAAAACUCGCGUCCCUACAGCUUCUCCUAGCCCUACAAAACCUAAGAUCCUUGCCAACAAUUCAGCCAAGAAUGGAUCUCUUCGUCUACCCCGUCGAGCGCAUCAGAGCCAGCGCAACAGCACGAGUCCGAGCACAAAACGAACGAAAGAUGUUGGCAAAGCAGCCGAUAAAGGAAAGACGGCAGAUCUGAAGACGCUUUUCUCCAAUCAGGCACAGAGGGCUGCGAAGACUGGGGCGAGCGAUAGACGAUCUGUUCCUCUCGAUGAUAUUAUCAGUGAUCCUAUUUCAGAAGACGACGACAUUUCAGAGCAAAAAGCAAGCUCUUCGAGUCUGGUUGGCCAACACGCUAAGAAGAGGCUGCGAAAUGAUUCACAACCACCAUUCCCAACUCCACCACUCAGCGCUAGCCAGAAGUUCAUCAAACCUCCAAAACCAACACCCCUUGCUACGGCCAACGAAGAUUCGCGACCAUGGUCAGAACGAUUUGGACCGCGGAACCUAGAGGAACUCGCCGUGCAUAAGAAGAAAGUGUCCGACGUGAGAAGAUGGUUAGAAGACGUGGUAGGGGGACGUAUGCGACAGCGUUUGCUCAUCCUGAAAGGCGCAGCUGGGUCCGGAAAGACGACAACAAUGCGGCUUUUGGCAGAUGACAUGGGAUCUGAGCUUCUUGAAUGGCGAAACCCAACAGGAAGUUCUGGGUUGGGGUUUGUUUCCGCAUCGGCGCAAUUCGAAGAGUUUCUUGGUCGUGGUGGAAAAUUUGGAGCGCUGGACACAGAUGAUCCGGUGCCAAUGCCCAGUCAGAGCAAUUCUCAAGCUGCCCGAAAGAACGAAAAACGGAUUAUACUCAUUGAAGAGUUUCCAAACACGUUCCAAAAAUCCUCGACGGCUUUGACAUCGUUUCGCAACACCAUUCUGCAGUAUCUGGCCGCCAACACACCUUCUCUGUCCAUGUUUGGAAAGCCUUCCCAGCAGGAACCUGUGACACCAGUAGUCAUGAUCAUUUCGGAGACACAUCUUACCACAACAUCAGCUUCGGCUGAUAGUUUCACUGCUCAUCGACUCCUUGGUCCUGAAAUCUUGCAGCACCCAGGGGUGGGUAUGAUCGAGUUCAACGCCAUUGCGCCUUCGCUACUUCUCAAAGCACUCGAAUUGAUCGUUCAAAAAGAAGCACGAAAGUCUGGUAGAAGAAAAACACCAGGUCCCCAGGUGCUAAAGCGCCUUGGUGAAAUCGGAGACAUCAGAAAUGCUGCCUCAUCUCUCGAGUUUCUCUGCUUGAAGGGUGAUCAACAGGGCGACUGGGGCAACAAAGUUGCCUUCUCAAAACAGUCCAAAGGCGUCAAGGAUUCUAUCAAGCUUACACAGGGUGAAGAGGAGAGUCUCGAGUUGAUAUCGCAACGUGAGGCCAGCCUGGGUAUUUUCCACGCUGUCGGAAAGGUGGUAUACAACAAGAGAGACGAAUUUGCUCCGCGCGAUGACACUACUGAAAGACUUCCGGGUUUUCUUUCGCAGCAUUCACGGCCAAAACGGUCAGAAGUCAACGUGGACACUCUGAUCGAUGAGACCGGUACUGACACGCAUACUUUUGUCUCGGCAUUACAUGAAAAUUAUGUUCUAUCAUGCGAGAGCACAGAUCCUAUGGACUUAUCGACUCCAAUGGACUACGUCAACGACUGUAUCGAGUACCUUUCUCAAGCCGACCUCCUUUCGCCAUCAAGGGAUAUCUUCUUCGGUGGCAGAAGUGGUUUCUCGGGUCCAGAUUCUGGUAGCCAUGUGUUGCGACAAGAUGAAAUAACAUUUCAGGUAGCUGUCCGUGGCAUGCUAUUCGCUCUUCCUAAUCCUGUUAAACGCAAGUCGUCUUCCAUGUCCAAGGGUAGCGACGCUUUCAAAAUGUUCUACCCAACUAGUCUGAAACUCUGGCGAGCGAAGGAAGAGCUGGAGAGUUUCGUGGAUAUGUGGUCUACGAAGCUUCUCAAAGGCGACGGCGGCGCUACCAAGAACCUCAUGGAUGGUGCUACAGCGUUCCGACGCCCACAACAAAGCUCGGGCGAUAUUUCAUGGAUGCAGCGCAAGCAACAGAACCGACAGGCUGCUUUGAGUCAGCAGAAGCAAGAAGAGGAUGAGCCCGAUAACGCACCCCUGCUCUCACUCGGCAGCGCAGCUCGACGCGAAAUGCUCCUGGAACGUCUACCAUACAUGACUCAUAUCGCACGUGCUCGCAAGACUUCAACCUUCCGUCUGCGCGAUCUCGAAAAGGUAGUCGCAUUCAAGGGCAUCAACGCACCAGACGAAGAGUCCGACGCGGAUGACGACAUGCCAGCCGGAGAAGAAUGGGCGACAGACAAGCCCUCAGAAGAGAUGAGUCCUCGGAAGAAGCGCGCGGGAGUAAAGGAUGGCAACGUCACUGGGUUGCUUGCUCAGAAACUGGUGCUUAGCGAUGAUGAUAUCGAAGACUAA